This is a messenger RNA of Metarhizium album ARSEF 1941, 1398 nucleotides long. Its product is annotated as aspartate aminotransferase. The transcript is spliced from 3 exons. The record is from RefSeq and is a predicted model, not a curated record. Bases 1 to 1398 code for a protein of 465 amino acids. Gene Ontology annotation, biological process: L-aspartate biosynthetic process. Lineage: Eukaryota; Fungi; Ascomycota; Sordariomycetes; Hypocreales; Clavicipitaceae. Gene Ontology annotation, cellular component: cytosol. Gene Ontology annotation, molecular function: L-aspartate:2-oxoglutarate transaminase activity; pyridoxal phosphate binding.
AUGGCUCCUCCAUCAUCAUCAUCAUCAUCAUCAUCAUCGCCGCCGCCGCCGCCGCCGCCCUCGUCGACCUCGCCAACCUCGUCGUCUUCUUCUGCUCCUCCCUCUUCCUCACUUGCGAGGCUCAACAACAUUGCCAGCCACAUCUCGCCCGCCAUGGCCUCUGCAACUAGCUUCCCCGCCGAGACCGUCCCGCAGGCCCCCGAGGAUCCUCUCUUUGGCCUCGCUCGCGCUUACAAGGCUGAUCAGAGCUCCCAAAAGGUUGACUUGGGGAUUGGCGCUUAUCGUGAUGACAAUGCUAAGCCCUGGGUUCUCCCUGUUGUCAAAAAGGCUGAUGAAAUUCUCCGAAACAACCCCGAACUGAACCACGAAUAUGCCCCGAUUGCCGGCCUUGCCGACUUCACCUCCAAGGCUGCCGAGUUGAUUCUCGGUGCCGCCUCCCCAGCCCUCAAGGAGAAACGGGCCACCUCCAUGCAGACCAUCUCUGGCACCGGAGCCGUUCAUCUUGGCGCCCUUUUCCUCGCCAAGUUCUACAAGGGCACCCGGACCGUCUACAUGUCCAACCCGACCUGGGCUAACCACAAGCAAAUCUUUGGAAAUGUCGGCCUCCAGGUUGCCGACUACCCUUACUUCUCCAAGAAAACGAAUGGCCUCGACUUUGAGGGCAUGAAGGCCGCCAUCCAAGCUGCUCCCGAUCGUUCCAUCAUCCUCUUGCACCCUUGCGCACACAACCCGACCGGUGUCGACCCUACACUCGACCAAUGGAAGGAGCUUGCCGUCAUUAUCGCGCAGAAGAAGCAUUUCCCCUUCUUCGACUGUGCCUACCAGGGCUUCGCCUCUGGCAACCUCGCCCAAGAUGCCGCCGCCAUCCGUUAUUUCAUUGACCAGGGAUUUGAGGCCUUUGUUUGCCAGAGCUUCGCCAAGAACUUUGGCCUCUACGGCGAGCGGGCUGGCUGCUUCCACGUCGUCACCAGCCCCGGACCUGACGCCAGCACCUCCAUCGCCCGAAUUGCCUCCCAACUGGCCAUUCUCCAGCGCUCCGAAAUCUCCAACCCCCCCUUGUACGGUGCCCGUAUUGCUGCCACCGUCCUGAACGACCCCAAGCUCUUUGCUGAGUGGGAGGACAACUUGAAGACCAUGUCCGGCCGAAUCAUGACCAUGCGCAACGAACUGCGCUCGAGACUUGAGAAGCUCGGCACCCCUGGGACAUGGAACCACAUCACUGACCAGAUUGGCAUGUUCAGCUUCACGGGUCUAUCAGAGGCUCAGGUCCUCAAGCUCCGCGCCGACUACCACAUUUACAUGACCAAGAAUGGCCGCAUCUCCAUGGCCGGCCUGAAUUCGAAAAAUAUUGACCACGUGGCUACUGCUAUUGACAAAGUUGUGAGAGAGGUGCAGUAA